AUGGGGAAAGGUUUCUACAUCAGUAAAGCUUUAGCGGUAGUGGGUGUUGUCCUGGCUGCAGGGGCCCUGGCUACCAUCAUAGCUCUGUCUGUCGUUUACUCACAGGAAAAGGCUAAAAAUGACAAUCAGGUUUUGCCAACAGUCGAAAAACCAACAGCGAAGCCCCCCGUCACCACAGCUGGCCCCAACACCACAGCUGGCCCCGGCACCACAGCUGGCCCCGGCACCACAGCUGGCCCCGGCACCACAGCUGGCCCCGGCACCACCCCUGCCCCAUCCAGUGAACUUUGGGACAAGUAUCGACUGCCAGGGAACCUGGUGCCGGACCACUAUGAUGUCACCCUGUGGCCGCGACUGACUCCAGAUGAGACUGGACUCUACAUCUUUACUGGUGAGUCCAGUGUGGAGUUUGUGUGUGUUGAAGAGACAGACGUGAUUCUUAUCCACUCGAAGAAGCUGAAAUAUGACGAGCCUGCAGUGCUGACUUCGCUGAGUGGAGAAGCCGUCCCCUCUAUCACGUAUUCCUUUCCCCAGCCUGUGACUGAGUAUCUGGUCCUACAGCUGGAUGGUAACCUGAUAAAGAACAAACGUUACCGCCUCUCCACUGUCUUUACUGGAGAGCUGGCUGAUGACCUUGGAGGCUUCUAUAGGAGCGAAUACAUGGAGGAUGGAAUAAAAAAGGUUGUUGCCACUACUCAGAUGCAGCCGACAGAUGCCAGGAAGGCUUUCCCCUGUUUCGACGAGCCGGCUAUGAAAGCUAUUUUUUCCAUCACUCUGAUCCAUGACAAUGGAACUGUAGCCCUGUCCAAUGGGAAAGAAAAAGAGCCAGAAUUUGUCACCAUCAACAAUCAAACAUUGCAGAAGACAGUUUUUGAGCCAACUCAGAAAAUGUCCACCUACCUGUUGGCGUUCAUUGUCAGCGACUAUGACUUCAUCAAUAACACCGUCAAUGAUGUUUUGAUCCGAAUCUUUGCCCGGAAGCCUGCAAUCGCUGCUGGGCAAGGAGAUUAUGCCCUUAAUAUAACCGGACCCAUUCUGGAAUUCUUUGCUGACUAUUACAAAUCCGACUACCCCCUGCCCAAGUCUGAUCAGAUAGCUCUACCUGACUUUAAUGCUGGAGCCAUGGAGAACUGGGGUCUGAUCACAUACAGAGAGACAGCACUGCUCUACGAUGAAUCGUUCUCCUCCAACUCCAACAAGGAGAGGAUUGCGACCAUUAUUGCUCAUGAACUGGCUCACAUGUGGUUUGGUAAUCUGGUGACCCUGAGGUGGUGGAAUGACUUGUGGCUAAAUGAAGGUUUUGCAUCCUAUGUUGAGUAUCUGGGAGCACACUAUGCUGAGCCCGACUGGCAUGUGAAAGACCUUAUCGUGCUUGGUGACGUCCACAGAGUGUUUGCCGUCGAUGCCCUGGCCUCUUCUCACCCUCUGUCGUCUAAAGAAGAGGACAUCCAGACACCGGCGCAGAUCAAUGAGCUGUUUGAUGCCAUCUCAUACAGCAAGGGGGCGUCUGUUCUGAGGAUGCUGUCGGAUUUCCUAACUGAAGACGUCUUCAAACUGGGACUCCAGACCUACCUGGAAGCAUUUGCAAAUGGAAACACAGUCUACACAGACCUAUGGGACCAUCUGCAAAUGGCUGUUACCAGUAAUGGCACUAAACUUCCUGACACCGUCCAUAACAUCAUGAACACCUGGGUGCUGCAGAUGGGCUUUCCUGUGGUUACCAUAGAUACCACCACUGGAGUCAUAUCCCAGGAGCACUUUCUCCUCGAUCCAGACUCUAACGUCACCACUCAAUCCCCCUUCGACUAUCAAUGGGUUGUUCCAAUCAAGUGGAUGAAGACUAAUGUAACUCAGGAACCACUAUGGCUGAUGAAUAAAUCAGACUCACAUGAUACGCUGAAGGUGUCAGGCGAAGUCGACUGGGUGCUGGCCAACCUUGAUGUGGUGGGUUACUACAGAGUCAACUAUGACCAGGGCAACUGGGAAAGACUCCUAAAUAUUCUGAACACCGAUCAUGAGGCUAUUCCGGUUAUCAACAGAGCUCAGUUGGUUGACGAUGCCUUCAACCUGGCCAGGGCAAAGAUCAUCCCUACAGUGCUGGCCCUCGAGACCACGAAGUACCUGAUCAAUGACAGAGAAUACAUGCCUUGGGAAUCGGCCCUGGACAACCUGGAUUUCUUCUAUCUCAUGUUUGACCGCAGCGAGGUUUAUGGUCCCAUGCAGGAGUAUUUGAAGAAGCAGGUCACUCCUCUGUUUAAUUACUACACAACUGAGACUGGGAAUUGGAGCAAAGUACCUGAAGGACACAUGGACCAGUAUAAUCAGGUGAAUGCUCUCAGCCUGGCUUGCAGGACAGGCCUCGAGGAAUGCCAGACUGUGAUCAGUAAACAGUUCAAUGACUGGAUGGAAAAUGAUACGCCGAUCCACCCCAACCUGCGUUCCGUUGUGUAUUGUAACGCCAUCGCAGCAGGCGGCGCUACAGAGUGGGAGUUUACUUGGGAAAAGUUCAUAAAUACCACCAUUGCUUCUGAAGCUGAGAAACUCCGAAAUGCCCUGGCCUGCACGAAGGAACCCUGGCUGCUCAACAGGUACCUGGAGUACACUCUGGAUCCAGAAAAGAUCCGAAAGCAGGAUGCCACUUCCACCAUUAUUUCCAUCGCCAGCAAUGUGGUUGGGCAGUCUCUGGCUUGGGACUUUGUCAGGGCUCGAUGGCCAUACAUUUUCAAUCAGUAUGGCGGUGGAUCAUUCUCCUUCUCCAACCUCAUCAAUGGAGUCACUGAGCGUUUUUCCACUGAUUACGAGCUUCAACAGCUGAACAAGUUCAAGGUGGACAACGCUGAUGUUGGUUUCGGCUCGGGGACUCUGGCACUGGAUCAGUCCAUUGAGAGAACCAUCGCCAACAUGAAAUGGAUCGCAGAGAACAAGCAGAAUGUUCUGGACUGGUUCACAGCUGAAACAAAACCCCAAUAA
This is a messenger RNA of Chelmon rostratus (copperband butterflyfish), 2970 nucleotides long. It is a transcript of the gene anpepb.1, whose product is annotated as alanyl (membrane) aminopeptidase b. Gene Ontology annotation, cellular component: cytoplasm. NCBI's taxonomy places the organism in Eukaryota, Metazoa, Chordata, Actinopteri, Chaetodontiformes, Chaetodontidae. The transcript is spliced from 21 exons. Gene Ontology annotation, molecular function: metalloaminopeptidase activity; peptide binding; zinc ion binding. The record is from RefSeq and is a predicted model, not a curated record. Bases 1 to 2970 code for a protein of 989 amino acids. Gene Ontology annotation, biological process: peptide catabolic process; proteolysis.